This is a messenger RNA of Nelumbo nucifera (sacred lotus), 1105 nucleotides long. The record is from RefSeq and is a predicted model, not a curated record. Lineage: Eukaryota; Viridiplantae; Streptophyta; Magnoliopsida; Proteales; Nelumbonaceae.
UCAGCUCCUUCCAUUAAUUACAACUCCAAAGUGAUUAAGUGAAGGAGAGUAUUUUUCAGUUGCAGUCUGAUGGCCCCUCGGGUUUCCUUUCUGCUUCUGUCAUCUUUUCUUCUUCUCCUGCUUCUCUUGCUACCCAACAAAAUUCAAUCCAAACCAAGUGGUCAGCCCUUCAAGUUCCUGCACCAUCUGGAGGGAUGCCACAAGGGUCAAGACCUAAAAGGAGUCCACCAGCUUAAACGAUACCUCGAAAAAUUCGGAUAUCUGAACUAUCCACCUGGAAACAAAAGCCUCACUCAUGCCGACGACGACGAGUUUGACGAGCUACUAGAAUCUGCAGUGAAGACAUACCAGCUCAAUUACCAUCUCAAGGUCACCGGGAGUCUUGACUCCAAGACGGUGCAACAGAUGAUGAUGCCCAGAUGCGGCAUCCCAGAUAUUAUCAAUGGCACGACCUCAAUGCGAUCAGGAAAGAAGAACCAUCAUCAUCACCAUGGCCCCAGCUCUCUCCAUACAGUCUCCCAUUACACAUUUUUUCCAAACAACCCAAGAUGGCCGCCUUCCAAGACUCACCUAACCUACCGAUUCAGGUCCAGUGUCUCGGUUGUUGGCUUGCAGCAACUGAGGUCCAUCUGCUCAAGGGCUUUCUCGAGGUGGCAGCAAGUGAGCCAUUUCACAUUUGAGGAAGUUCAGAACGGUGCGGCCUCAGAUAUUGUGAUUGGGUUCCACAGAGGUGAUCAUGGGGAUGGGUAUUCCUUUGAUGGGCGUGGGGGGACUCUAGCUCAUGCUUUUGCACCAACCGUAGGUCGGUUCCAUUAUGAUGCAGACGAGAGCUGGAGCACUAAUCCCCAGCCUGGAAUGUUCGACUUGGAGUCUGUUGCAGUGCAUGAAAUUGGCCACCUUUUGGGUCUUGGCCACAGCUCGGUACCGGAGGCCAUAAUGUAUCCUUCUAUUCCUGACGGAGCUGUGAAGAGGAACCUCCAUGGGGAUGACGUCCAGGGCAUACGCGCCUUGUAUGGUUUGUCUAAGUAAUUAUCUGAUCUAUCUUAAAUAACUAAUGAACAAAUUAAUAAAGGAUGUGCUAGCUAGCCAUCUCCCUCUCCCUCUC